GUCUACUCCUGCGGACGUGCUCGUCCUUGAUCCCGCGCACCGCGCCAAUGGGGGCGAGAAUAACGUAAUGCGGAUUAUUCCGUGCGGAUACGAGAGGGGUGAAGCCCCAUCGCGUCGAACAGUUGAUUUACAACAGGGGCUCGUGAUUAUUUGCUUCUUCGUUGUAACAGUCGAAGUUGGAAAGUUCGACAUUAUUAACGGAGGUCCUCGAACGUCACGCUAUAACGCGCCUCGCGGCUCUAAAUCCACCAUUGUUCUCCUGCCCGCCCAUAUGCUCGCCGAAAAGCAUCCAAUAAAGAAAUUAAUUCCACCUGAUCACUCCAUCAUCCCCCUGAUAGCAAGUGGGAGUGGAAAUAAUCUUGCAAAUCACACCUUUUUAAUUAAUUAAAAUUAACAAAAAACGAAAAAAUGAAAAACAAUGGGGUAUUAUUGCCAAAGUUCAAAUCGCCGAUAAUGACGAUUCCCAUUAUA
Molecule: messenger RNA, 471 nt
Organism: Dinoponera quadriceps
Lineage: Eukaryota; Metazoa; Arthropoda; Insecta; Hymenoptera; Formicidae
Exons: 3
Coding region: 68-388 (106 amino acids)
Source: RefSeq, a predicted model, not a curated record